This is a messenger RNA of Capsella rubella, 1645 nucleotides long. Its product is annotated as probable 1-acyl-sn-glycerol-3-phosphate acyltransferase 5. Gene Ontology annotation, molecular function: acyltransferase activity. Gene Ontology annotation, cellular component: endomembrane system. NCBI's taxonomy places the organism in Eukaryota, Viridiplantae, Streptophyta, Magnoliopsida, Brassicales, Brassicaceae. The coding region runs from base 501 to 1628 and encodes 375 amino acids. The record is from RefSeq and is a predicted model, not a curated record. The transcript has 4 exons.
ACAAACAUGAUGACCUGUAGAAUUUAAUAUACACGAAAAAGGAGGGGGACAGUAGUUUAAAUCUCCUCACCUUCCUUAGAGUACUUUCUACGAGAACAAGUGGCAUAGACCGUAAUUACAAACCACCUCCGAGCCCUUUUUCGCAAAAACGAUCGUAGUCCUUCAUGAUAAAUUCUCGGCCAUUAAAUUCUUCUUCUUCUGCACUGUUUGUUUACUUCAGUUCCCUGCUAAAGCUGUCUUCUUCUUUCUUGUUUUAUCAACAUUUGCAUUGCCCAAUUGUUAAAUCGUAAUGCUCUGUGUUCUGAUUGUUUUUUUUCUUCAAUCGUCACUGGGAUUUGAGCUUCAGUGUUGAUAUCAUGGUGACUCUUACGAUGAUGUAACCAUAUGAGCUCUGAUGGUGAUUCUGGCCAUGGAAGAUUCAUGAAAUUUGCGAUUCAUUGCAUCAUUAAAGAAUAGACAAUAGGGGGAGGUUAAAUAGAUUUUUCUCAAAGGUGUAUAAAAUGGAAAAAAAAGGUUUACCAAACUCUCAUAGAUUGUCUCUGGUUAGAAUGUUGAGAGGUAUAGUAUGUCUGAUGGUGUUAGUUUCAACAGCUUUUAUGAUGUUGAUAUUCUGGGGGUUCCUCUCAGCUGUAGUGUUGAGGCUUUUCAGCGUACACUAUAGCCGUAAAUGUGUUUCCUUCUUCUUUGGUUCUUGGCUCGCAUUGUGGCCCUUUCUCUUUGAGAAGAUAAAUAGAACCAAAGUUAUCUUCUCUGGCGAUAAGGUUCCUUGUGAGGAACGAGUGUUGCUCAUUGCCAAUCACCGAACAGAAGUUGAUUGGAUGUACUUCUGGGAUCUUGCACUGCGUAAAGGACAAAUUGGAAAUAUGAAAUAUGUGCUAAAGAGCAGUUUGAUGAGGUUACCUCUCUUUGGUUGGGCGUUUCACCUCUUUGAGUUUAUUCCUGUUGAGCGGAAAUGGCAAGUAGAUGAAGCAAACUUGAGGCAAAUCGUUUCGAGUUUUAAGGAUCCUCGAGACGCUUUAUGGCUUGCUCUUUUCCCCGAGGGCACAGAUUACACAGAAGCUAAAUGCGAAAGGAGUAAGAAAUUUGCAGCUGAAAAUGGCCUUCCAGUACUGAAAAACGUUCUGCUUCCCAGGACAAAGGGUUUCGUCUCUUGCUUGCAAGAAUUGAGUUGCUCACUUGAUGCAGUUUAUGAUGUGACCAUUGGUUAUAAAACUCGCUGCCCUUCUUUCUUAGACAAUGUCUAUGGUAUUGAGCCAUCAGAAGUUCACGUCCACAUUCGUCGUAUCAACCUAAACCAAAUCCCAAAUGAAGAAAAGGACAUCAAUGCUUGGUUAAUGAAUACAUUCCAGCUCAAAGACCAGCUGCUCAAUGACUUCUAUUCCAGUGGCCAUUUUCCUAACGAAGGAACAGAAAAAGAGUUCAACACAAAGAAGUACCUCAUAAACUGCUUGGCAGUGAUUGCCUUCACCACCAUCUGUACGCAUCUCACCUUCUUCUCAUCAAUGAUUUGGUUCAAGAUAUAUGUGUCGUUGGCAUGUGCCUACCUGACCACUGCUACACGUUUUAAUCUUCGUUCUGUUCCACUUGUUGAGACUGCAAAAAACACCCUCAAAUUAGUUAAUAAAUAAACUUUCAUUGUUCUCAA